This is a messenger RNA of Talpa occidentalis (Iberian mole), 813 nucleotides long. It is a transcript of the gene TRARG1, whose product is annotated as trafficking regulator of GLUT4 (SLC2A4) 1. Gene Ontology annotation, cellular component: membrane. NCBI's taxonomy places the organism in Eukaryota, Metazoa, Chordata, Mammalia, Eulipotyphla, Talpidae. The record is from RefSeq and is a predicted model, not a curated record. Bases 1 to 537 code for a protein of 178 amino acids. The transcript has 3 exons.
AUGGCCAACCCUGGGCAGCCUCAGUUUCCUCCAGCACAGGAGCUGGGCUCUGCCGCCUCACCCCUGGAUCUGCCCGAGAUGGAGAAACUCCUCACUAAGGUGGAGGUCAAGGAUGACAAGCCCCUGAAGCUGUCCAAGUCCCUCUCUGGGUCUCUGGAUCUGGAGCAGAAUGGCCAUGGCCUGCCCUUCAAGGUGGUAUCUGAGGGGCACCAGGACGCCCCACUUUCCCGCUCACUCUCUCGGGUCAGCUCGAGGCGGGCAUCCUCCAUUGUCUCUGUCUCUGAUGCCCAGGACCGAGAAGUUCCCAAAGAUUACCUCAUCCUUGCCAUUGCCUCUUGCUUCUGCCCUGUCUGGCCCCUCAACCUCAUCCCCCUCAUCUUUUCUAUCAUGUCUCGGAGCAGCGUGCAGCAAGGGGACCUGGAUGGAGCCCGGAGGCUGGGCCGCCUGGCCCGGCUGCUCAGCAUCACCUUCAUCAUCAUGGGGAUCAUCAUCAUUGUCGUGGCUGUGACUGUCAACGUUAUAGUUCAGGAGAAAUAAAACUACAGGGUGCUGGGCUCACUGAGGCAGGCCCUGGCCCGCUGGAGGGAGCGCGCCAAACCCACACACCCCACAUUCCACAGGAGGAUAGGAUGGUGACUGCCACGUGCCCACCUGUCCCCGAGCUCCAAAAGCACAGACUCAGAGGGGAACCCCCCAAGUCACUCCACCGUCAGCCCACAGCAGAUGGGAAAAGCUAGGACAAGGAAGGAAGGAAGAGAGGAAGGAAGGAAAGAAAGAUUAAAUUUACUGUGAAACCAAUGAAUAAUGUCCGUC